Molecule: messenger RNA, 1151 nt
Organism: Nicrophorus vespilloides
Lineage: Eukaryota; Metazoa; Arthropoda; Insecta; Coleoptera; Silphidae
Gene: bigmax
Product: max-like protein X
Exons: 5
Coding region: 267-1001 (244 amino acids)
Biological process (GO): regulation of transcription by RNA polymerase II
Cellular component (GO): nucleus
Molecular function (GO): protein dimerization activity; RNA polymerase II cis-regulatory region sequence-specific DNA binding; DNA-binding transcription factor activity, RNA polymerase II-specific
Source: RefSeq, a predicted model, not a curated record
UGUUGCCAACAUCGGCAACAUAAUAAAAUGCUCUUGUUUUUAUUUGCUUGUAAUUACAACAGAUGAUAUCUAUUUCAUCAGCUGAUGAUAACAUUUGAGAAAUAAACUGAUAAUGUGAUUGUCAAGGACGCAUUAGUUAACAACGGUUUGUGAAUUCAUGUAUACCUAAGUACACAGUGUCCACUCUAUCCACCUAUUAUUCUUUCAAUGUUGCUUCUACCUUUCUGCUUCUUCUUCUCUUCUAUUGUUUAACUAUUUUCUAUGCUAUGGAUAAUUUAAAUUACAUUCCUAAUCACUAUGGAUAUGGUGAGAAUUACCCGGGACCCAGCCACAUCGAGAAACCAUUCAAUAGGGGCAGUAAGGAUAAUCUACAUAAACUAAACAUCAACUCGAUGCAGGCCUCAAACAGCUUGUCCACACAAAACUCAGAAGAUGAAGAAGAAUUGGAAGCUAAAUGUUCGAUAAGUUAUAAAGAGAGGCGAAGGGAGGCCCACACACAGGCAGAGCAAAAGAGGAGAGAUGCUAUUAAGAAAGGUUAUGACAUGCUGCAAGAGUUGGUUCCCACUUGUCAGCAAAGUGAUGUAUCGGGAUACAAAUUGAGUAAAGCCACUGUACUUCAGAAAUCUAUUGAUUAUAUACAGUAUCUUCAGCAACAGAAAAAGAAGCAGGAGGAUGAGAGGAACGCCUUACGUAAAGAAGUGAUUGCACUGAAAAUCAUGCAAACAAAUUACGAACAAAUCGUGAAAGCUCAACAGGCUCAACCCGGACAAACAGAGCUUAGGGUUUCGGACGAAACGAAGUUCUCAGUCUUCCAGGUAAUAAUGGACCAAUUGUUCGUUACGUUCAGCUCCAUAAGUGUUAACAACUUUUCGGAACUAUCCGCUGGGGUCUUCACGUGGCUCGAGGAAUGUUGCAAGCCCCAAACGCUCAAAGAAACGGUGAUACGCGUGCUCCAGCGACAUCACUGCAAUCAGUCCAUGGGCAACCAUCCGCAAACCUAGCAUCCGUCCACGCGUUAUCACCGUUUCUUAGCUAUAAGUUCGAAUUUAGGUUUACAUUUGUUACUAUUAAUCCGUGAUGUUGUCUUAUUACUAUUGAUUUCUUUAUUAUUAUUUUUUAUUCUAUUUUAUGGUGAUAAUUAUUUUUUAGUU